This is a messenger RNA of Verruconis gallopava, 219 nucleotides long. RefSeq lists its product as uncharacterized. Bases 1 to 219 code for a protein of 72 amino acids. The transcript has 2 exons. The record is from RefSeq and is a predicted model, not a curated record. NCBI's taxonomy places the organism in Eukaryota, Fungi, Ascomycota, Dothideomycetes, Venturiales, Sympoventuriaceae.
AUGACGUGGUCGAUUCUAUUCUGGUUGAUUCGUGCCAUCGUUCGAUCCUGCUACAACCGCUAUUUUGCGAGCGACGAUGUUGCUGCCACGAUCGCAACCGUUUUAGGUUCUGCACAGGCUGUUGUGGUCAUGUUUGCAGUGAAUAGUGCUGGGUUAGGCCAGCGGGUCGAGAAACUCGGUGCACACUGCCUUCACCGAACUGCGCUGGACCUGGAUUAA